This is a messenger RNA of Helianthus annuus (common sunflower), 471 nucleotides long. RefSeq names its product classical arabinogalactan protein 4-like. Lineage: Eukaryota; Viridiplantae; Streptophyta; Magnoliopsida; Asterales; Asteraceae. The coding region runs from base 1 to 471 and encodes 156 amino acids. The transcript has a single exon. The record is from RefSeq and is a predicted model, not a curated record.
AUGGACGCUCUUGAAGUGAAGGCUACAUUUAGUCGGAUUGAGUCGACUCUUUUAGAGAUGAUCAAUCUUCUAAAAAUGGAGUCCCAAAGAUGGGCAACCUACAGCCACACCGCUUCCGCCGCGACACCACCAUUUGCCUCACUACCACCGAAACAAGCUUCCGCCACUGCACCACUUAUCCUGUCACCCGCUUCUGCCGCAACACCACCAGCCGUGUCACCCGUUCCCACCACACCACCACAAACCGCUACCCAACCGCAACCAACAGUCCCUACACCAACACCAAGACAAGCUCCUUAUGUUGUACCGACACUAGCUGUGAAACGGGCAUCAUCACCCACACCGUCUGCAGCGAAAGCAACCCCAAACCUUGACUGGCGCCCACCGUGGGGCUUCACUAAAACUGCUCCGAAUGCUGCUGGGAGAACCGAGUGGCGGCCACCGUGGUGCACCGCUAAUGAUCCGACUUAA